AUGGCCGCUCCGAUCCGUCCACGUUGCUUCCUGGACCUUCAAUAUGGUACCGAUCCUGUAGGUCGCGUCGUUAUCGAACUCUUCACGGAUAAAACUCCAAAAACGUGCGAAAAUUUUCGCUCGUUAUGCACAGCCUCCACCUCACCGUCCCUCCACUACAAAUCCUCAAUAUUUCACCGGGUAAUUGAAGAGUUUAUGCUCCAAGGCGGCGACAUCACUCGAGGCGACGGGAAGGGAGGCGUAUCAAUAUACGGUGAUACCUUCGAAGAUGAAAAUCUCGGGUGGUGUGACAUCGACAAAGAAGGGUUGGUAUGCAUGGCCAAUAGGGGGAAAGAUACCAACAGCUCUCAGUUCUUUAUCACGUGCGCCCCAUGUGAUCAUCUCAACGGAAAGCAUACGGUUUUUGGACAUGUAGUAAGCGGCCUUCAAUUUGUGAAGGAGAUGGAAAAGGUCAGAGUGGAUUCCUCGGACAAGCCUGUGGUGGACGUUAUCAUUUCGAACUGUGGCGAACUUGAGUUCCGGAGGGCGCCGGCGAAGGCGGCUGCGACAAGAACAACGGAUACAAAAACAUCCCGGGAUAGGAAACGACAGCGAAGCCAAAGCCGAAGUCGUAGUAGGAGUAGAAGCAGAAGCAGGAGUAAAAGCGAGAACAGAAGCGGCAGUAGGACUCGGGAUAGGCGUAGAAGCAGAACAAGAAGCCCUAGAGCAAAGCCGGAUCGUCACAAGCGGCAAGAGAGAGAUACAGACUCUCGACAGUCCGGUCGAAGGCACCGGGACCGGACUGGUCGCUCACGUUCACCACGGAGGCACGGGAACGCCUCAACCAAGGAAUCCGCUGUCUCACUUUCACAAAACCGGGAUGUUAGAUCCACAUCUCGCUCACAGUCUCCCGAAAAGCCAAUAUCUCCGACAGGGCAGCGAGAUUCAAGGUCAUCAAGAAACCACCAUAAACCGUCUCGCCGGUCAUAUUCCCGUUCUAGGUCGCGAUCUUAUGACCGUCACGGGCGUGGACGGAAUUAUGAUGACGAUGAGUUUGACUCGGAGGAAGAACGACGGAUUCAACGAGAGGAAGAUGAGAGGGAGUCUAAUCGACGGCAACCGCAAUACCAGCGGUCAUACCGCUCGCCUCCUCGACGUGAUGACAGAUAUUCAGCUGAUACAGGCCAAUCAGAGGUUAAAUUCAAGGGCCGUGGAAGUAUGAAAUAUCGUGAGAAAGGUGGGCACGGAGGCUAUAAUCGGUUCGGCAGGUUAAUCUAG
This is a messenger RNA of Orbilia oligospora ATCC 24927, 1257 nucleotides long. RefSeq lists its product as uncharacterized. Gene Ontology annotation, molecular function: peptidyl-prolyl cis-trans isomerase activity. The transcript is spliced from 4 exons. NCBI's taxonomy places the organism in Eukaryota, Fungi, Ascomycota, Orbiliomycetes, Orbiliales, Orbiliaceae. Gene Ontology annotation, biological process: protein folding; protein peptidyl-prolyl isomerization. The coding region runs from base 1 to 1257 and encodes 418 amino acids. The record is from RefSeq and is a predicted model, not a curated record.